Molecule: messenger RNA, 1425 nt
Organism: Phalaenopsis equestris
Lineage: Eukaryota; Viridiplantae; Streptophyta; Magnoliopsida; Asparagales; Orchidaceae
Product: transcription factor-like protein DPB
Exons: 9
Coding region: 26-1129 (367 amino acids)
Biological process (GO): regulation of cell cycle; regulation of transcription by RNA polymerase II
Cellular component (GO): transcription regulator complex; nucleus
Molecular function (GO): RNA polymerase II transcription regulatory region sequence-specific DNA binding; DNA-binding transcription factor activity, RNA polymerase II-specific
Source: RefSeq, a predicted model, not a curated record
AUGGCGUGAAUCCGUCGCCAGUGAAAUGGUUAGCGGCACAAGCCAUCGGCCGCCGGAGAAUGGGGAUAGGGUAUCUGAUAACCUUCCCAAGGCAGUUGCCGGAGGCAGAACCUCGUGGGGUGCGCCGGCAUUCUCUGGUGGUCAGUCGGCUUCGACGAGCGGUAGCGCCGGCUCACCAUCGAGUCGGAGCGAGCAGGCUGCAACGGGUACCCCAGCGAGCGAGAGCACCUUCGUCCGGCGGAUAAAGCACCUUGAAGUCAAUGGAGACGAGGCCGGAUCCUCGCAAGGAGCAGCAAGUGCUAAAAAGAAAAAGAGGGGAGCACGUGCUGUUGCAGGUGAUAAAAGUGGGAGGGGACUUCGGCAGUUCAGCAUGAAAGUUUGCGAGAAAGUGGAAAGCAAGGGAAGGACGACUUACAAUGAGGUUGCGGAUGAGCUUGUAGCUGAAUUUGCAGAUCCUAAUAAUAAUCUUGCUUCUCCAGAUCAGCAACAAUAUGAUGAGAAGAACAUAAGAAGAAGGGUUUAUGAUGCCCUAAAUGUUCUCAUGGCAAUGGAUAUUAUCUCAAAAGACAAGAAGGAAAUUCAGUGGAAGGGUUUGCCUAGGACAAGUCUAAACGAUAUUGAAGAACUAAAGGCAGAACGUGCUUCUCUCAAGCGUAGAAUUGAGAAGAAGACUGUCUAUUUGCAAGAAUUGGAAGACCAAAUCAUAGGUCUUCAGAAUUUGAUCCAAAGGAACGAACAAUUGCAUGGCUCAGGCAAUGCUCCUUCAGGUGGAGUCGCUCUACCUUUUAUCCUUGUUCAGACUCGGCCCCAUGCAACUGUCGAGGUAGAAAUAUCUGAAGACAUGCAACUGGUGCAUUUUGACUUUAAUAGCACACCCUUUGAACUGCACGACGACACUUAUGUGUUGAAGGCAAUGAGAUUCUGCGAAAGAGAACAGCAGGAUGGCGGCGGCGGCGGCACACACGAACCCACCUUGAACGGCGGCGAGUGCUCGAGCAACCAGGGCGUACAUCAAACUCAGCAGCCACCUCUGCUCCAAUGGCCGAGCCCGAGGAGUAAAUUGCCCGCUUCGCCGCCCAUUCCUGGAAUUUUAAAAGCUCGAGUGAAACAUGAACACCAUAAUCAGUAGUUUCCUGCCCUUCUUGUCAUCUGUAUCUCAAUUAUUUUUUCCUCAUGUAUAGCCAGGCAGCAGCAGCAGCAGCAGCAGCAGCUAGGUGUAAUGGAUAGUUGCUGUUUCCUUGUAGAACUUCUAUUAUUGGUUCUAAACUCUUUACCGAGCAUCAGUUUCUGGAUAGUUGCUUUGAUGUAAUUGUUUGUAUCAUCUUUUUCCCUCUUUUUUAUUCUAUAAGUUGGCUCUACUUUGUGAUAACAUUUUAAGGUGAUGGAUUUCUAAUUGUCUGCUGACCAAUUUGAUGAUGUCAGGAA